This is a messenger RNA of Podarcis lilfordi (Lilford's wall lizard), 18131 nucleotides long. The record is from the annotation of a GenBank genome assembly. NCBI's taxonomy places the organism in Eukaryota, Metazoa, Chordata, Lepidosauria, Squamata, Lacertidae.
AUGGGUAAGUAUCACUUGUUGCAAUACUGUACUUUCUUUAAACGGUUAAUACAAAUUUGCUGGUUAUAAUAAACUACCAUGUAAGGCUUGUGAUUUUAAGCUACUACUGACGUCCCCAGUUUUAAUAAUACUCUAAACUGAGAAAGUAUUUGGGUGACUUUUUAUUUUCCUGCUCUAAGGAAUGCAAGCUUUCUUGAGGAGCAAGGAUGAACCCUAAGAAACACAAACACCAGCCCUCCUUCAUGUAGGCUGGGGGAGCCCACAGUGGGGAAAGAGCGAGGGAGCAAAAAGUGGAAGGAGGGGCACAAAUAAAAACGGAGGGAGGAAAGGAGGAGGGGAAAUCCUCUGCAAGUAAUCAGCUCAGACUUGUGGCAAGGGAGAAAAUGAGAUGGAGGGAUUAGGGCAAAAACAAACACACAACACUCUAUAACGCUGCAAACUCUCCACCAGUGGCUUUGGUGCCACUCACCAUCACAAAGAUGACCUCUGUGGGAAUGUGGCCGUGACAGAGAAAAAAAUGAUUCUCUAGUCUUGCAUUCAAGGAGAGGACUCCUAUGCCAUUAACAUUUUUGAAAGUUUAGAAGCAGGAACACAAGUUACCGGUAGUCUGAGUUGUCUUUUUUGAAAAAAAAAGGAAGAAUUGAUCCCUCCUGGAAAGUUAUGAAGCAAAUUCUGCAGGCACCCUUCUAAGCAAUUUAUGUGAGAUGAGCCAACCUGGCUGCUCCCAUCUUUCAGUAUUUUAGACAAUAAGUGAAGUCAGAGAGGUUAUUAAGGAGUUUGAACGCCAGAUGAUAGAAAUCCCUGGGUCCUUAGAAUCCACUCUUUUCACUUUGUCCUCAAUGCACUUUUCCUGCUUCUGUCUCAUUUUGUACUCCUUGAAAUUUCUAUAGUUUGCACUUCCUUUUUUGCCUAGGAACUAGAGAUGCACGUUUCCUGGUGAUGGGUUAAUUUUAGUACAGUACUCUAGAAGUUAUUUUCUGCAAAUCCUGCCACACAAUAAGUGCAGGUGGAUGCUAUAGAAUCCCACCCACUGCAAAAUAACAAAUAGGAAAACUUUGCAAAGCUUAGGCACAUUUAAAGCUAAAGACCAGACAUGCAUCAAGAAUUCACUAUUGCAGCUGAAUUUUAUACAUGUCUACUGAUGAGUCUUUGCUGUUUAAUAGGGUUUAUUCCCAGGUAAGAGAGUACAGGGUCGCAGUGUAAGUUUAGGGUUGGCAUUGGGGAAAAGCAGGGUUCUUGUGCCUUUAAGAGCUGAAUGGCAGCUAAAAAUUCAACAGGUUAAGCAUUUUCUAGUAUGGACAUACAAUUGGGGAAAGCUUCACCUGCUGACAUUCUGUCUGUCAGAUAUUUUGUUAUGUGUGUGGCAGAAGAUUUAUUUUUGGACCCUCCAAUCCACCUGCAAAAGAGGUUACAAAUUUGCAUAUUACAUAAAGCAUCUGUAAAUGUUAUGCAAAUCUCUCUCCUCUUUUGCAAGUGGGACAGAGGGCCUAAACUACACACAGUGGACUGGGUACAGAAAAUUCUGUUGGAACCCCUGUGCUCCAUUGCUUCAAGGGUGAAAGAGGCUACAUCUAUUUACAUCCAUGCUGUCACACAACUGUUAAAGGUACAUGAAUCCUAAGAUGAAUUGUGCCUAGUCACUUUCCAUCAGUACAGCACUGUCAUGCUCAGAAUAAUUCUGCGUGUGCUGUUGUUCAGGAUUUUUGCUGGCACUCUCCUCCCUUCCCGUAAAUUAACUGCUGCUUCUUGGCAGCUUUACAGACAGAUUGGCAGCUGCAAAGCUCUAGCUUCUUUCAACAAAACUCUGGGAACAUGAAAACAGGAGUAAUUCUGAUCCCAUCAUUUUACAUGUGGACAAGUAGGGUAAAUUAUUGAAAGCUGGCCCACCAGCCUUUGGGCAUAAGUCCUCCAGAUAAAGUUUGAUAGUGAAUAAAGAGACACAACAAUAUUUCCCCUGAUCCUUGGAUAAACGACAACAUAUCUUUCUUAAAAUUCAUGGGACUUCUUUAUUACUGAUUUUAGAAUAACACUGGUGGCACUACAUUUUAAAAAUCUACAGUUUCUGCUGAAUUCAUAAAAUAACCCACUGUUCUACAUUUUACAUUAAAAAACACUAUAAAUGUUUUAGAAAUAUUUUUAUUAGAAUAUUUUCGUAGAAUAGUUAUUAUUUAAUCAGAUUUUCCAUAUGUUUGUUCCAUUUGUUCAACUUUUUAUUUUGCAUUAUACAUCUAAGACUGAAACCCUUUCUAUGUCCAGGGCAGCUGUCUACCAGCUCCAUCUGGUAUGCAGGCUAAGACCCUAUCUGCCCACAGACUGUCUCACCAGAGUGGUGCAUGCUCUAGUUAUCUCCCACUUGGACUACUGCAAUGCGCUCUACGUGGGGCUGCCUUUGAAGGUGACUCAGAAACUACAACUAAUCCAGAAAUGCAGCAGCUAGACCGGUGACUGGGAGUGGCCACCAAGACCAUAUAACACCAGUCCUAAAGGAUCUUCAGUGGCUCCCACUAUGUUUCUGAGCACAAUUCAAAGUGUUGGUGCUGACCUUUAAAGCCCUAAACAGUCUCGGCCCAGACACUGAGGUCCUCCUCCGAGGGUCUUCUGCUGCGAAAAGUGAACCAUUAGACAGAGGGCCUUCUCAGUAGUGGUGCCCUCCCUGUGAAACAUCCUCCCUUCAGAUGUCAAGAAGAUAAAGAAUUACACAACUUUUAGAAGACAUCUAAAGGCAGCCCUGUAUCAGGAGGCUUUUUAUGCUUGAUGUUUUUAUUAUGUUUUUAGAUAUGCUAUAAGCUGCCCAGAGUGGCUGGGGGAACCCAGCCAGAUUGGCAGGGUAUAAAUAAUAAAAUUAGUAGUAGUAGUAGCAGCAGCAGCAGUAGUAUAUUGUAAACCACUCUGUAAACUGCAUUGUAGAUCACUUACUAAUUCAGGGAUAGAUCAGUUCAGUGUUCUUCCAUUGUAACAUCAGUUCUAGACUACAGCUCAAAUUUAUUUUCAGGAUUCCAAAAACAAACAAACAAAUCCUGAGACAGUAAUAAUAGUUUAGGGGUUUGGGCAGGGGGUAUUUUCCAUCCCUUCCCCUCCCUUUGAGGCCUCAUUUGCUAACCUCAUCUUCUAGCUGAUAGAAAUAUGACAAUCUAGAUUAGUCAUUCAUCUCUGAAAACAAUUCUGUGCUAAGAUUAGGCUUUCAAUACAUACUGAUCAACCACUGAGAGCAAUGUGCUAAUUCAUCUUCCAUUUUAGCCACCCAAAGGCUAACAAUUCUUUCCUGAAUGUAAAUUAUAUUUCUUUCAAGCCAAUAACCUCUGUGACAUUUCAGCAGACCAUUAGUAAGUAAGGACCUUCAAUGGAACCUGCUCUGCGAUGCUUCAAGAAGCGCAAGAAUCAAUCAGCCAAAAGCUCUGUUAACAUUAUUUGGGUCUGAUAAAUAUACAAUUUCUGAAAGGCCAAAGCUAAUUGGUGUUCUGAAGAUACUUCCAUUGCAUCCAAAAACAAAUGUGUUUUAUGAAAAGCACUGCAGCUGAUUUGACCUAGAAUACAGAAACAGGAUUUGCUAUCAAGCUAGCCCAACACAAGUAGACUCUCAACUCUAUAGUGACCUAAACACUUAAGGCAGUGACUCAUACAGCAAAUUAUUGAGGAAACACUAGUCUCCCAUUAUCAUCUUCAUCUUCUUUGACGAUCACUCAUAGCUGAGUAAGAUUGUCUUCCAUAAACACAGUUUUAACAGUGAGUCCGUAAGUGACUGUGGAAGCCAAUUCUGGAUCCACAAGUCUUUCCACAGUGGGGACAUUGGUUUCCGGGCAGGAGUUGAUCACGGUGUGGAUCUGCCAAGCGUGCCUUCCUCUUAGCACGUUUGUCCCUUGCGUCCUGCAUUUGAGUGUCUUCAAAGCCUAUGACACCUUUGGUAAAGGUUGUUCUCCAAUUGGAGCACUCACAGGCAAGUGUUUCCCAAUUGUUGGUGUUUAUACUACAUUUUUUAAGAUUUGCCUUGAGGCAGUCUUUAAACCUCUUUUGUUGACCGCCAGCAUUAUGCUUUCCAUUUUUAAGUUCGGAAUAUAGUUGCUUUGAAAGACAAUAAUCAGGCAUCCGCACAACAUGACCAGUCCAACGAAGUUGAUGUUGAAGAAUCAUUGCUUCAACACUGGUGAUCUUUGCUUCUUCCAGUACACUGGUAUUAGUUCACCUGUCUUCCCAAAUGAUGUGUAAAAAUUUUCAGAGACACCAUUGAUGGAAUCUUUUGAGGAGUUGGAGAUGGCAUUUAUAAGUGGUCCAUGUUUCACAAGCAUACAGUAAGGUUGGUAGUAUAAUUGCUUUGUAAACAAGCAUUUUGGUUUCCCUGUGAAUGUCGCGGUCCUCAAACACGCUGCACUUCAAUUGGGAGAAAGCCUCGUUCACAGAGCUCAGGCAAUGCUGAAUUUCGGCAUCAAUGUCAGUCCUUGUGGAAAGAUAACUGCCCAGGUAGAAGUGAUCAACAUUUUCCAACGUUACACCACUGAGUUGGAUUUAAUCACUCUGAUGUUGCCAUUUAUUGAAGAUGUGAAAGACCUGGCCCCAUAUUGACUCAUGUCUACAAAGAGAUUGACCAGAAAAUCUCAACAAAACCAGCUAUCUUCAAAAAGCUCAAUAAAACUAGAAAAUAGCUUACUCCCCCUCACAUUUGUAAACUCUGUAAUGAUCCUCAGGAACGCAACAGGUCAAAACACCUCCUUUCAAACCACUCUAUUCCGAUCCCCCAAUCCACAUGUGAAAGAGAGUUUGGGGAGCCAUGUUUUCCAACAGCUCUUGCAUCUUAGAGGCUGCUAUUAAGUUCUAGGCAUCAGGGGAGCUGUGAAAUGUAAUUAUCCCAAGUGUCUUGAGUCCACAUCCUGGAGGACUCUGGUUUACAAGCUCUCUCGUGUUUUUUACUCAGCUGUUGGAGCACUGUAUGUGCCAGGGAGAGAGUCAAGCCUUACACAGAUCCAUCUAGAGCUCUUGCUGGGGUCAAACUACUGCCAAGUGAGUUUGGAAGAAGGAAAGGGAUGGUAAAAAGGGAGGGAAGACUGACUGACAGCUCUGGCAGGCUGUCCUACAAUAUAAGUCAGGCUCAAAUGCAGAAGGAUCCAAGUAUGGGGAAACUCCAGUUUGCCUCCAUCACAAGCAGGAAUAUGAUUUCCCAUCAUAGACAUCAAAACCUAUUGAACUGCUCCUGCAAAUGGAAUAGAUUUCACCCACAAUAUUCCUGUAUCUUAUAGCAAGGCAAGAAUUCUGACACUACACCUGCCAAAAAAAAAAAAGAAGAAGCUUGGAUAAGCAGCAACAACUGGUAUCCUCAGUGAGGAAACACGCACUGUAGCUGUUCCACAGCUGGGACAAUCUGGUCUAAUCCUAGAUACCAUUAACCUAGCUUAGCAUUUCAGCUACACUGAAAAUACACAAUAAAACUGAACACAUGAGGAAAUAUCUUUAUUGCAGUGGGUCAUAAGACUGGGCUAUACAGAAGUGUUCGCUUUCCCAGAAUAGUAGUAAUUAUUGUAAGAAUUGGACAUGAGUGACUGACAAUGUUUGCAACUGGGUAAUAAGGCCCCACAUUACAAGUAGGGCUAUGCCAUUUUUGGAAAUUGCUAAGAAACCUGUACACUACUAGGGAAAAACUGGCCAUGCACAUGCAAGUUCUGAACUGCAGCCAGUGCAUCUGAUUUGGGCCUUAACUUUGGUAAGAAUCCCAAAGAGAGCCAGUGUGGUGUAGUGGUUAAGAGCGGUGGACUCGUAAUCUGGUGAACCGGGUUCGCUUCCCCACUCCUCCACAUGCAGCUGCUGGGUGACCUUGGGCUAGUCACACUUCUCAGAAGUCUCUCAGCCUCACUCACCUCACAGAGUGUUUGUUGUGGGGGAGGAAGGGAAAGGAGAAUGUUAGCUGCUUUGAGACUCCUUCGGGUAGUGAUAAAGCGGGAUAUCAAAUCCAAACUCUUUUUCUUCUUCAAGUGUUCCGGAAGCCGCAGAAUUUACUGAUAUUCACUAACCUGUUUUCUAGAAUGUAUCCCAAGAAUAACAUUUCCUUUGCAAUUUCACCUUUGCUUUUCAGUGAUCCAGAUUCAAACUCUGUACAUACACACAUGCAGAUCACACACACACACACACACACCAGAAAGCCUGGACUGUUCUUCCCAUUCCUUCCCCUUUAACAAUCAGUGAUUUUACAUACAGACACAGAAAUCAAUGAGACCAUCAUAUGUACUAAGGACCUGAUUGAAGUAGAAAUUCCGAGUGCAUUCUUCCUGUCAAAGAACCCUCCAAUAUUAGUAAGUACUGUGAUUUUAUAAUUUUAAUUUAAAAAAACCAAUCCAUUCGGUCACUUUAACAUGAGGUAAUCCCCUUUAUUUUGGAUGUAUGAGUACCAAUGCAUAUUUAGCAACCACUGCAAGCACGCACGCGCACACACACACGGGCGGGACCCUGAAGUUUGUAGAACUGCAAACAAAAAAAUGGGGGGGGGCAGACCCAACAAGGAGGGUGGGACCCAAAGACAGCCCAAGGAGGACUGAGUUGCCAUGAAUGCUGACUGUUGUGUGUGGUGGUGUGGAGGUGAGAAUGGAAGGGCAUGGCUGGCCCCCUGAACAGGAAUACCCCACACUGCAACAUUUUGUUGUAGAUCUCAGUUGGGGGUUUUAUCUGGAUGCUUUCCUUUUUCCUAUUACAAUUCAAUAACCCAGAGGAGCUCAUAAAGAAUUGUGGCUAAUAGCCCAUUUCAUUGCCUCUAGUUUCUAGAACUGUAGCAUAAGGGAACAUUAUUUAUCCAGAUCUUAUCUGUAGAGAUCUUCCACUAUCUUCAUGGUCAUAUGCUUUAUAUUCUAAUUUUCUGCGAGUUGCCAGCCAGACAAUGAUAAAAUGUGAGCUGGUACAUUGCAGACUACGCCACAUCAAAAUAUUAGGGAAAUGCCAGGCCUUUCUUAGUGCCUUCAACCAUGAAGUAUUUUAGCCGUGCUUAGAAAAUUCAGGAGAAGUGCCUUUUGAAAGAGGGGUAGAUUUUUCUCAUGCUGCCGCUUUCUCUGUGUCCAACUCCUAAUGGGAUCAUAGGCUACAUCACACGAAUGGAUUUUCACUCCCCCCAAAAUUGUUACUGUCACAUGAUAGAAUGUACCUGUUGAUAGAAGGCAGGUUGGCACUUGGUAAGAUUGUAUCUUGAUGACUGUGAGUCCCAGAAGGCAAAGGAGGCAUUUUUCAUGCAAUAAUGCCAUGCUUCCAAGUAAAAUGACAGGUGUCAGGACCAAGGAUAUGCUGAUUAGCUAGGGCAACUGUAAACAUAAUCUAAAAUUGUGUUGAGAAUUAUAUUGUAAAAUUAAAAGGAAAAAGAAAGGUUUUUCCUUUGCAGGUCUCUGAUUUACACCUUAAUGACCCAGCAUGUCAUGGUACUCAAGUAGGAAACCUCUACAUAUUCAGCAUUAAGACCAACUUCACAGACUGCGGAACACGAAUGGUAAUAUGCAAAAGAUGUUGCUGUAGUCUUAUGACUUUUUACAUACCUUCUCUGUACACUGCAUUUAUCCUCUUGUGCCCUGCUUAUUUAGUAUACGAAAGAACAGCUUUUGAAGAAUGACAGAAUCUCACACACAUUAAAUUCUAUAUGGAGCUAAAUAAUCAUCUGCUUGGUCUCUAUUCAUAUUGUAAACUACAAAAACAUCAUUCCUGCCUUUUAGAAACUGAUUGAGAAUAGCCAAAACACCAAGAACCAGAUUCACAUGUGAAUCAUACAGAGGUGGCAUACGGUAGAUUUAUAUGCAGCUGUCAGGGCUGCCUCAAGUCUCAGCUCACAAAAGACCAACGCCUAUGUCUUCUUAUAUACAAAAGUGUUUAUUGCAGUUCAUUGUUUGCUUGACAUCCUAGGCGCGCAGCCCUACGUCUGCUACGCUUAGACCGCUGAAGUCCCCUCUGAAUCUGUCCCUCCCCUGCACCAGUUUAAGAGGCUUGUGCUGCUCCACCUCUUUCUCUCUUUCCUUUUCCGCAGGGUCCUUCUGCCCGCUGGGGUCUCGCCCCUCCUGGAUUCCUCUGACGCGGAAUCAGACUGCUCUUCCCCCCUCCUGCGGGCUUUGGGACCUGGCCCCUCCUCCGGGCUCCCUGUACUUCCGCGCGCCUCUACAUUUGAACUUGGCGCGCGCGCCCAGCCUCUAACCUUCCUUUCAACAGCUACACUACUCCCUUCACUGCUCCCCUCCCCUUCCGGGAGAGUGGCUUGCUCCGACCUCCCUCCUUUCUCUGCUGCCGGAGCCGCUUCCCCUGACACACUGAAACCUCCACCCCCUUCUCUGCACUCUGGCGGGGAGGCUGGUCCUGACACCCAGCUGCCACUUUGGGAUGUCCAGCUGGCCCCCUGCUCCUGACACGUCCCCCCUGGGGCUCCCCUGGGCUUGACCACCGGCGCCCCCUUCUGGGAAUCCUCUGAUUCGCUGGAAAGACUCAUGGAAUCUCUUGAGUCAUUGUCAUCCUCUUCCUCGCUGUCCUGGGAUUCAUCCCCAUCGCUGUCCAUCUCCUGCCUACCCUGUGCUUCUGUCCCUGAACCCCUGACAGCAGCUUUCAGCGAUUCUCAACCUGUGGGUCCCCAGAUGUUGUUGGACUACAACUCCCAUCAUCCCUGAGCUCUGGCCUUGCUAGCUAGGGGUGAUGGGAGAUGUUCAACAUCUGGGGACCCACAGGUUGAGAAAGGCUGCAACUUGAUUGUGUUUGCGGAAGUGUGUGUGUGUGUGGUGUUGCUUUUUAUGUAUUCCGUUUCUUACAUGUCUUUCAUGAUAAGGUCCCAGGACAGGUUACAUCAAUUUAAAAAUACAAUAUUAAAAACAGUUCAAAACAAGUUCCAUGAUACUAUUGGAUUCUAUUAUUUUAAGCAAAAACCAUUGGUUAAACAUUGGUCACCUUCACACCAUACAUUAAAAGACAUGACUUCCCUCAAAUAACCCGGGAACUGUAGUUUGCUAAGGGUGCUGGAAAGUGUAGCUGUGUAAGGGCUAAACUAGAGGUCCCAAGAUUCUUUGGGUGAAGCCAUGUGUUUUAAAUGUGCCUUAAAUAUAUUAUGUGGAUGUGGCCAUUCUAGGGUGGCAGAAACUAUACCAAUACUCAAAAUCCCCCAAGUGCAUUUGUGACUUAUCACAGUAUUUCACUACACAUCUGGGUUCAAGGACAGAAGCAGUCUGUAGAGGUCUCUAGUGCCUCUCCCCUCUCCCUGUCCCUGUUAUUACUUGUGUGAUCCUUAAUCUCUUUCUUUGAACUGGGAGAGCAGAAUGGCUAAGAACUGACCUGGGUCUGGGGCUCUGCUCAAUGGACCUUUGAUAAGACAUCAGUGAGGAUCUUCCUUUCCUUACUGGGUGCUCUAGUUCAGGCGUAGGUAAACUCGGCUCGCCAGAUGUUUUGGGACUACAAUUCCCAUCAUCCCUGACCACUGGUCCUGUUAGCUAGGGAUCAUGGGAGUUGUAGUCCCAAAACAUCUGGAGGGCCGUGUUUGCCUAUGCCUGCUCUAGUUGGUUAAGGAGCAAAGCUUCCAAGUCAGGAAGCACAGCUUCAGAGCAACCUUCAGUUCCCACUGCCACUACAUUAUUAUUUUCCUAUCAACUUAAGUUUGGGGACUUACUGGGAUAUUUUUGUGUUUUACUAACUUGUAGGAUUCUGAUGGUGCACAUAUUAUUUUCAUCAACACCAUACAGAACCACCUCUCUGAUAUAAUCACAAGAACUUUUAUCAAUAUCACAUUUGCCUGCCGAUAUCCUAUUAAUUAUAUGGUACAGCAACCUAAUGGAGAAAAUAAAAUCAGUGUUGAUAUCAGGUAAGCCUGUUGCCCUUGUUGUUUUCUGUAUACCAAUAUUGUGCCUGGAUUAGAAAUAGACAAAUCUGUAAAUUAUGGUUUCUCAUUUUUCCAAUUCAGUUAUCACCAUUUCCAGAUUAGUUUGUGAUUUAUUUAUUUUUAAAUCCACAUGGACACAUUUUGGCACACCAUUUCCCCCGAUAUAUGCAUUUUUGCAAGCAAUGUUCCCUAACAUGAUACAUUUCUGUAUUUCCCCCCACAAAUGCAAGCAUUUUUGUGUGCACUUUUCCAUAUCAUGCAAUAUUUGGGCAUGCUCUUUUGAUUGCAUAACUGCACUGUAAUGUUUGGAGAAGUGUGAAUUUUGAAAAGGAGCUGCAUUUUGGUACACAUAUUGUUUGGGGAAGUUCAAAUUACAUAUGUUCACAUUUAAAUACAAACUGAACUCAUUUCGUCCUCCAUCCCAAAUCUGGAUUAAAGUCACUUGAGAAGUAUGCAGGCAAUAUUGGGUUAAUCACUGCACUAAGUUAGCUGCAUAAAUAGUGUGCUCUGUUGAAGUUCCUUGAGACGAGUGGGGCUCUCUUGCUUAGAGCUCUUACUGUGUUUUCCAUAGCAUAGUUUCUGUGCAUGAAAGGCAGGCAUGCAUCUAGUUAGGACAAGCUUAUUGUUGGAUCACCAUACUUGGGAAACUUUCACUGGCUGAAAGCUUCUGCCUGUCAUGCAGCUGGUCCAAGUCACAGGAGCUUGCCAGAAAAAAAGUUGCAAAUUUACUUAAAAGGGUAUCAUCACCACUGGCUUCUAGAGCUGCUCCAUUCCUUGCAACCUGAUCCUAGGCAUUUGUGUAUAAUACUGAAGUACCAGUAUAAGAGCUCUGCAAUGCCAGUGUUGCAGUUUCCAUAGCUGGCCCAGGCCUCACCAUUAGGCUUCCCUAGUAAAUCAUGCACACGUGUGUGUGUGUGUGUGUGUGUGUGUGUGUAUAAUGAUGACAAAUUAUCAUGCAAAUUGUGUCAUUUCAACAUCUCCAUCAUAUCUAUUUGUCUUUGUUUGUGACAGGACCAUUACACUAAAUACAGAAGAUGGAAAUUUCUCUGUAUCAAUGAUGCUGUACAAAGACCAGCAUUUUGAAGACAUGUGGACUACCAUUCCCUUUCUGACUCUAGAGGACAACGUAUUUGUCAAAGUGAAAAUGGUACCUGGGGUUACUGAGUCCCUGAUGAAUCUGAGAGAUGAGGUGUUGGAUAGAUAGCAAAGGCAACACACCUUCAUCCCACCAGGCACAAGCCAAGAUACAUGGGGGGGGGGGGAGCAAAAGCAACACGAAUCUGAGAACAUUUUUGAAUGUUACUAUUUACUUGUGACUUACUUUAUUAUCAUCCAUUUGCAGGAGUGGGAUUGGGAGAUGAUAAUAAAAUACAUAAUUUUUUUAAAACAGAGAAUGAAUUUCUUAUCAAACAUACGGUUUCAGAUAGAUAGGCCAAUGGGAAUAGGGAUAUCAGGAGCAUUAGGGCUGAGAGCUAACAAUAUCCAAAUUAGAGAAGCUACAUUCACCCAUAGGCCUCAGCCUUACUGUUCAUGGAUAAAUCCUAACCAGGGGCCUGGGGAGGAAUGAAGCAGCAGAUCUACUUUACUGCUCUAGCACCAGCUAAGAGUGAAGGUAGAAGACCCCCCUCCCCAUUUUUUGCCAUGCCAGGAAAUGGUAUAACUCAGGGGCUUGAAAUAAGGCCCCUCAGGGGACAUGUGAGGAAUUGGAUCCAGGAGAACUAAAAUUGUUGGCACCCACCCGCUACUCCAAAAUGUCCUGAUUUGGAGCUUACCAUUUGCCACUGCUGGUGGGAGAAGCCAGCAGAGACAAACCUAUACCCCAUCCUAACACCACUCCCUAACACUGCUCAUCCACCAACCUUGUGGGUGGGGUAGGCACUCUUUUUCUGUGCAUGUAUUUGGGGAUGGGCAAUGCAGAAGAGAAAAUUGCUUGCAAUAAUCUGUAUCUCUGGGAGAAAGGUGCACUAAAAUACUGGUGGAUUUUUGCAAGGACUAAAAAAAAAAAGAUUUGCAAACUGAUGCAGAUCUGAUAUGCCAAGCUGAACUGAAGUCUGGAAAAAUACGAAACAGAGAGAACCCAAAAUUGACAACUUUGUCUAGCCCUAGUGACAGCUGCCUUCUAUUUGUACCCAGCAUCUAGUUGUCACGGUUUCUUGUUAGCGAUCAUGGCUGACAGUCAUUGUUAGGCUCAUCCUCCGUGUACCUAUCUAGUCCUUUUGAAAGUUACUGACUUAAGAAACAAGAACCCUGUUUAUGUUCUGUCUCUGCAUUUGGCAGGUCCCAGGCAACUUAAUCAUUAGGCUUGAAAACUGCUGGUCUACCCCAACGAAGGAUCCUGUUCAUGCUGUCCAGUAUUCUUUUAUCAGAGACAGGUUCGUAUCCCGCUUUGGUAAAAUGGACAACUCAUUCUGAAAACAUAUUGGGCUGAGCUUUCCAUUUCAUUUUAAAAACAAAGCAAAAUGACUGCUGUGAAGGGGAGGCUGACCAGAUGAAGUCAAAGCUGUGCUUCAAGAGUUGAGUGUAGGUAUUAUCAGCAUCAGACUCAUUGAUCUCAUUGUUGUUGAGAAUACUAGAACACACUCUGAGGGAGACUGUAAUGAGAAUGCUAGUAAUAACAAAAGGUUGCUUUGGUGAAUGGUGCUGAAUUUGACCUCUCCCCCUUACUGUUUCCUCUUCUCUUAAGCAAAUGAGCCAGAGGCUUAUUUUUCACAAAUAGCAGGUGCCUUUGCAUCCUUGUGCAGGCCCAUCUCUCUUUAUAUAACAAGUAAAUACAUGUUUGUCCAUAUGUGCCUGUACCUCUAAAGCUGUACAUGUAAACAGUAUGAUUUGAGUAAAUCAGCCUUGAACAAUGGCAGAAUCCAUAGCUUCAAUGGUAACCCCAAGUACUUUGGCAUAGAAGGUUUUUCUGACUUGUGAGGAGCAGGGAACCAUUGGUCACACUGAAAGGGCUGGUAAAAUGGAAAAAGAUGCCCAAUAUAGAUCUCUUUGAUGCAAGAAAUGCUCACAGUUGAAAAAGCAUUCUAAUAGUACUAUACUUUUGAGUCAAGUACUUUGCACUAAGACUAGGUUUUUUCUAGGUAGUCUAUCCAUAAUGUGUGUAUUCAUUUUUUGCAGAGAUGCCAGCUUUUGAUGUAAUCAUAUAUUUUUGGUUUUGUUCCUGCAUAGCUGCCCACAAUUUGUAAAAGAUGAAACCCUAUCAGUAAUAACAAAUGGAGAAGGCGAAGAAGCACUCUUCAGGAUCCAAAUGUUCAAAUUUGUUGGCAUCGCAUACAACCAUGUUUUCUUACACUGCACAGUUCAGAUUUGUCAUGGCACAACAGCUGCUUGCAAACCAGUAAGCUGAUUUUUUUACAGGAAAAUUUCACAUUCAAAUUUUGAAUUAAAACUUUGCAUUUUGCACUCAAAGUUGAGGCUAUUUUUGUUCUGGUGUGUUACUGUAAAAGGAAAUGAAAAGAAAAUGCUAAAGAUGGUAUUUCCUUCUAGCAGCUGGACUCUGAAUGGAAGGGAGCCUGGCUGGGGGGAAAUGAUUGGGGAGACUAGCUGUGAGGCAGAAAGAAGCACACAAGAUGUUUCAAUAGAAGCCCUUGUCUGCACAUCGCUAUUGAAGCCCCCUCAUUGGUCCUUCAGAGUCAAGUAUUUUCUGUUGUGCUGUUCCACUUCAAUCCAUGUGUUUCUGGAGUGUGUCACACAUGAAUAUUCAUCACAUAUCACUUCAUCAUUUUGUGGCAACUUUAAGAAAUGAACGAGCUAUCAGAGUACAGUACUCCGAAAGGGAAAGUCAUCUUGAGAUUAGAGUUAACUGUAGGAAUGCUUCAAGAAAAAUAUGUUAAUGUGUGCAUUUAACAGAUCCUGAUAUGUCAAAGCUAAGAAAUUGAAAGUUUUUUGCAGCCGCCAAUGAAGGCGAAUUCUUAAAAAAAAAAAAGCUGACUGAACAAUUGAUUAUCAGAAGCACUGGAGCUCAUUUUUUUUAUCUUCCUCUGUGCUUUUUCCCUCUUGCUACCAGAGCUAUCGCUGCAGAUAAAACUAUCAUUUCAUAGCUUUAAUUGCAGCCAGCUCAUACAGCUACAGGUUAUCAAAUAAUGAGCAUGGGUGUAUGACUCAUCCAGUCUCUUUCUAUCAGAGCUGGAAUGAUCCAAUCAAUAUCCAGCAUCACUAUUUAUUAAGGCAGUACUGGAAGCCUCCUGGGUUUGUUUUCCUGACCCAGAGUCUGUGACUUGGGAAGAUCAGAAUGGUUUCUGGAGUUGAGACAGAGAAGAGGUGGUGGAGGAAUUCCUGUAAUCUGGCAUACAAGGAUUGUUGUGGCUUCCUCCCCUUCCUGAUUUGGAAGGUUACAACAGAGCAUGCAAUUGUCAGCGGGGAGUUUGGGGUUGGGUGGAGAAGGGCUAUGGACGAUAGUGCAUGUACUGCUUUUACAGAUUCCUGAACCACAGCCUUUCAAACACACAAUGCAGUGUCAUAGGAACAUAUCUGAAAAAGUGCUCAGUCCCAAUGGCAAUAUAACUAGGUGACCUUUACUGGCAGUCAACUAGCAAAUUAUCUCUGCACUUAAAGCAGGGCUUUUUAACAGCUUUUUUAACAGAUUUAACAGAAACAGUACAAUAUCCUGUUUCAGAAUGAUACUGUUCCUUAAAACUGCAUCUCAGUCAUCAGCUGGUAGGUGACUGAAUAGUAUCCUUGUGAAUUAUUUUAGAAAAUAGAUGCUUCUACCUUAGCAGCAAUUGUCAUUGUUCUGAAAAAACUCCAGAGAAGGAUUUAUUUUCCUAGUGCUAUAAUGAAAAUGUCACUAUACUUAUAUACUGAGAAAGGACAAAAUGAAAUCUGAAGUCAGUGUGAUGCCUUGGAUGGAGACAGUUAUAAUAUCAGAGGCUAGCACUAGAUGGCUUAUAAAACAGUUCAGACCAAUAACAACGGUGACUCUUAUGCAAACAAGCCCCAUUCAGUUCAAUUUAAGAGUCUACAGUGUAUGUAGAAUGAGAGCUUUCUACAGAGUAGUAGUGUAGAGUUCCAAAAUAGUGAGUCAUGUGGCUCAUAGGGAGUUUUCUGGUUAGUUCACUGUGGGACUUAUUACUUGCUUGCUCAGAAAAGAGAUGUGUAAAAAAAAUAGGAGGAGACAUUACAUCUCAAAUUCCUACAUAACAUAAAAGGAAGAAAUGCUGUUCUGCUAUUCCUUCUGGUUUCCAUGUUGAGCAGUUUCUUCUGCAGUAAACCUUCAGUUCAUCCACACACCCCUCUUUCUCUCUCUCACACGCGCACACACAAUGCUUAACUUCCUCUAGUCAUACCCAUUGCCAUCUUCUUCCUACUUCCCUUUGGGGAUGGGCUAUAGCUCAUAGUUAGAACAUAUGUUCUGCAUGCAAAAGGUCCCAGGUUCAAUCUCUGGUACCUCAAGUCAGGACUGGGAAAGACGUCUGCCUAAUACCUUGGAAAGCCACUGUCACUCAGUGUAGGGAGUACAGAGCUAGAUGGGCCAAUGGUCUGACUUGGUAUAUAUAUGUAAGGUUGCUACCUAUGUUCCUAUAGUGGAUAGAUUGCAAGAGAUUGGUGGGUUACUCAUCUUUAUGAUUCUAAUAGUCUGGCAUGGUGUGUUAAGCAACUUUAUGAUUGAACAUUCAUACAUGUCCCUGCAUAUCACCCUUCAGUACUUGAGUUGGAAAACUUUGGCAAUGUACUUAUUAGUUUGUUAGACACCCUAAAUUCCUGGCUCCAGUAGGUGUUAUCAAGCCGCCUGAACCCCUGGAUCCAGCAAGGGUUAAAAUCUAAGCCAGGCCAGUCUCCUGAUGUGGCAACUGGCUGGGAGAUUAAGAAAGCAAAAGGAAGGUUGUUUUUGUUUAGUCAUUUAGUCGUGUCUGACUCUUCGUGACCCCAUGGACCAGAGCACGCCAGGCACUCCUGUCUUCCACUGCCUCCCGCAGUUUGGUCAAACUCAUGCUAGUAGCUUCGAGAACACUGUCCAACCAUCUCGUCCUCUGUCGUCCCCUUCUCCUUGUGCCCUCAAUCUUUCCCAACAUCAGGGUCUUUUCCAGGGAGUCUUCUCUUCUCAUGAGGUGGCCAAAGUAUUGGAGCCUCAGCUUCACAAUCUGUCCUUCCAGUGAGCACUCAGGGCUGAUUUCCUUAAGAAUGGAUAGGUUUGAUCUUCUUGCAGUCCAUGGGACUCUCAAGAGUCUCCUCCAGCACCAUAAUUCAAAAGCAUCAAUUCUUCGGCGAUCAGCCUUCUUUAUGGUCCAGCUCUCACUUCCAUACAUCACUACUAAGAAAACCAUGGCUUUAACUAUACAGACCUUUGUUCGCAAGGUGAUGUCUCUGCUUUUUAAGAUGCUGUCUAGGUUUGUCAUUGCUUUUCUCCCAAGAACAAAAGGAUGGUAAUAGCCCAAUAAGAAAGCUAUGGAGAAGGGGUCUGUGCCAGAAGGCAAGUGGGCAGGGCCCCUCCUCCAACUCCUAAAUAGAUAGUGAGAAGACAAAGGCAGAGUUGGAAGUAGAGUCUUUAGAGUUGGCUGUGACAUGACCAAGGGAGAAAAGUUAGAGAGCUAUGGCUGAUAUUGAUGACAUCCAAGGCUGUAGCUAUAGGAGAAACAAGACCAUUUUGGGGUGUUAAUGUUGUGGGCCCAUCCAUUGCAGGCUCGGGUUCUAUAUAUGUGUAAAGGACCCAUAUAAAGACACUAGUUUUCGCAUUGUCUCAUAUCCAAAAGGACACACAGAACCUAGAACCCCUGGAAUCUUGUAGGUAAGAAAAGGUAAAGGGCCCCUGGAUGGUUAAGUCCAGUCAAAGACAAUAUGGGAUGCGGUGCUCAUCUUGUUUCAGGCCAAGGGAGCCGCCGUUUGUUCAGACAGCAUUCUGGGUCAUGUGGCCACCAUGACUAAACUGCUUCUGGCGCAACGGAACACCAUGACAGAAGCCAAAGCGCACAAAAACGCUGUAUAGCUUCCCAUCACAACAGUACUUAUUUAACUACCGGUACUUGCACUGGCGUGCUUUCGAACUGCUAGGCUGGCAGAAGCUGGGACAGAGCAAAGGGAGCUCACCCCGUCAUGGGGAUUCGAACCACCGACCUCCUGAGCAGCAAGCCCAAGAGGCUCAAUGGUUUAGACCACAGCGCCACCCACUCCCAGAGAUUGGGGUGGCAUGUAACAAUACCUUUUAUUCUGAUUGGCAAAUUAUAUUCUAAGUAGCCUUUUACCUAACCAAAUGGGAAUUUACUUGUAAUCCUAGGGUUUCUUAUUGUGCACUACGGUACUUUGAUAAUCACUUUAGGCUCACACAUAUUUACUAGUUUGCAUUUUUUCUAGAACUGCACAGAUGACAGUCUGACCAGAACUAAAAGAGAAGUCCCACCCUUUUCUAGUCACAUGGUAUCUUAUGGCCCUAUAAAGCGAAAGGUGGCAGAUAAUGAAGAGACUAAUGUUGGUAAGUGGCUAAAAAAGUGCAUGCCUUAAAAUAUAAAUCUUCAAUAGAGUUACAGAGAACAAUAGUGGUUCUCUUUUGCAGCAUGCAAAUGUCCAAUCUAGUAGAAUAAAGAUAAUGGAUGGAAUUCAACAUCAUGCUUGAUGAACAUCCUCCCUAAACAAGCUUUUCAACUUACCAGACAGAACCACCCACAUUCCCACCCCCGUGCACUGUUUUGGGGGGAUGUGGGGAGGAGAUGGGGGGAAACCUUAUUGAGUAAGCAGAAACCUUUGUGCAAAAAUUGAAAAACAUCAAUUAAACAACAUCAAUUAAAAAUCCUAAGGCUAAUAAUAUAAGAAGUGGUUCAUCCUCCAUUCCCAGAAGAAUGACUUUAAACACACUGAAAACUCACCUAAGUGACUGGCCAGUAAAUGUGUAUGUCUGCAGGUUCCGUAUUCAGCAUCUCCAGGGAAGGCGAGUCGGCAAAGACCUUGGCCUGUGAUCCUGAAGAGCCAUUUCUAGUCAGAGUAGACAAUACACUGGGCUAGAUGGACCAAUGAUGAGCACAAUGCAACUUCAUGCAUUUGUAGCAAACAUCUCAGAUCAGGAUAUUCCCCUCUUGCUGCCAUCUGGUGCAGAUGAAAUCCACGUUGCUGCUCUGUUUAAAGCAGCAUGCAAAUGCAAUUCAAAGUUUUAUAAUGGUUAACAUUAUUUCACACAUUAGAUUUGGUGCGAAAGUAUUAACUUUUCUGGAAAUCGUUCUGCUUUCUUUCAGACAGAGGAAAACUUCUACCAGUAGACAUUUUGAUCCUUAGUGGAAUUCUGAUGGCUGUACUGGUGACAACUGUAGUUUUUGGAAACCUUUUUCUUCAGUCACGGAGGACCUACCCUACUAUGCAAGCACAACUAACAAUGUCCCGUUUUCUCAACUCUGAAGUACCAUCAUGA